AUGCAAAACAGCCGCCCGAUUUGGUUCGCGAGCUCUGCACAGUAUGUGAGAGUGUGUGAAAGGAAUGAGAGGAUUUUAAAGCGCGCCUCCCGAGUGGCCGCCUUGUUAGAGUGUUAUGGGCUUUUCGAUCAGCUAAAGGUAUUUGCACCUCGACCUGCAGCCCGCGAAGAAACCCUUUGCUUUCAUGGAAGCGAAUAUCUUAACUUUCUUGCAAAGGCUAGCGCGUCGGAUGACCCUGAGCGUUGCGAAAUUGAAGGCAGGCGCUUCGGACUCGGUUUCGAUUGUCCGGUAUCUGCAUCAGUGUAUGAAUAUGCCACAUUGAUAGCCGGAGGCACUCUCAGCUGCGUGCGUGCACUGGAAAAAGGUUUAACGCCGAUCGCCAUCAAUCCGAACGGGGGUUGGCAUCAUGCUAGAAGUAACUCUGCUGCCGGGUACUGUUAUAUCAAUGACUGCGUUCUUGGUAUCAUGAGGUUACAGAGAAAUUUUCGCCGUAUUUUUUAUUUGGAUCUGGAUGCUCAUCAUGGUGAUGCGAUCGCCCCUCAUACGAGCUAUGGCUGUCAGGAGCAGGGUGGUGGAGCAUCUCGUCAGAGCGCUAAACUUGCUGCUUUUGCUGCUCUUGAAGUUAACCAGCUUGUGCGUGUACCUCAUGACAGACAUGCAGAGUUUGUCUCAGGUGAUUUCGACGUUAUCAGAUUCGAGGCGGUUUCUGUUAUCGAUGGUGUAUACCCGAGCUAUCCUGCUGUGCUGGAGGUUGUGAUUGACGUUUUCUCGUUUGGCCUGAUGCGACGGCAGUACGUCGAUUGUGGCCGCAAUCAAUCAGUGGUCAGUUUGAUGAAGUGCUUCUGUCCCGUUGGAGCUUUAUGCCAUGUCUUUAUUCCUGUGUCGAAUCAGGAUGUGAUCGACUUGCUGAUCCUUGUGGCCUUUUCGGUCGAAUGGCUGCCUAAUGACGAGCGCUGCUCCAUUCGUGUACUUCAGUUCACCGAAGUAUGGAAAGACAGGUACACGUUGGACAGCGCUACCCGUAUGGCGGAAAUUUUUUGGCGUCGGUUUGGAAGAUGUCGUUUGCGGGCUGCCGUUAGAACCGGCGUGUCAACUGCGCGGUCUGGUGAUAUUAAGGAUAUUCCGGAUGGCCAUUUGAUGUGA
Soboliphyme baturini is the source of this 1143-nucleotide messenger RNA. NCBI's taxonomy places the organism in Eukaryota, Metazoa, Nematoda, Enoplea, Dioctophymatida, Soboliphymatidae. The record is from the annotation of a GenBank genome assembly.